GAUGGCUUCUUGCCAGUUUACAAAAAGCAGAGUGAAAGUCUUAACUAUCAGCUUCUUUGCCCGAGAAUUUCUAUCAAUUUGCCUGCUAUUUCAAUCAAGGACGUUACAAAACUUUGAUUAAAUUUCUUCCUUUCUGAGGGAGGGUGAGGAACAACUAGGAACGAGGUGCAUGUAUCCUUUCUUAGGCGUCCCCGUUCUUCCUCCCACCCCCCACACUCCCCAUCGAAAACAAUCCGACAUCUCUGAUGCUGCACGUAGGCAGAGCCUGGCUGGACAGAAAACAAAGAGGGCUGCAUGUGCUCAUGCUCCUGGGUGCAAGAUCCAGAUCUGGGAGGUCGAAGGGACCGGGUUCUGGUUCUGGCUCUGGCUGUUCUGCAAGAGUUGAAGAAUAGUUUCUGGAAGGUUUUUUGUUCCCCCACCCUCUCGUGGGGAAACUUUGGCUGUUCAAACUACUUACUCUAAGGUGCCAUACUGGGUGCAUGGAGGAGUAGGCGUGUGGCUUUACUUUCAGGCAGAGAGGAAGGAAGCUUCCCAGUCCUCCGUUUAAAUAUAACUCCAGGAGCUCUAGCAGUGACUAAGAUUAUGUUUGAGUUUCCGUACUUGCCUUUUAAAAAGGUUCUUUUAGAUGGCUACCAUUGCUUCCUUGGAUCUAUGUGUAUGGGAGGUCUGUUGAUUUGCUUUUGAAGUCGAACUGUUGCCAUGUUUGAAUUACGUCAGGGUAAAGCCAUGAGGAGGAACAAGUCUUAGCAGCGCGGCACAGCACAGCCAGUACAGUAUGGAAGAUGAAGGAACGGCCUGUUGGACUCCAUGAGCACAGAUGCUGGAGUGGCUUUUGGAAUGACUGGGGCACCAGACUAGAAUCGACUUUUGGGAAAAGGCUACUGCCAAGAAGACAAAAUGUUUGGUUUCCACAAACCAAAGAUGUACAGAAGUAUAGAGGGUUGCUGUAUUUGCAGAGCCAAGUCCUCCAGUUCUCGUUUCACUGAUAGUAAACGCUACGAGAAGGAUUUCCAGAGUUGCUUUGGGUUGCAUGAAACUCGUUCAGGAGACAUCUGUAAUGCCUGUGUGCUUCUGGUGAAAAGAUGGAAAAAGCUACCAGCAGGAUCAAAAAAAAACUGGAAUCAUGUGGUAGAUGCAAGGGCUGGACCCAGUCUAAAGACUACAUUAAAGCCAAAGAAAGUAAAAACUCUUUCUGGAAAUAGAAUAAAGAGCAACCAGAUCAACAAAUUGCAAAAGGAAUUCAAACGACACAAUUCUGAUGCUCAUAGCACCACUUCAAGUGCCUCCCCAGCUCAAUCCCCAUGUUACAGUAAUCAGUCUGAUGAUGGCUCAGAUAUGGAGAUCAGCUCUGGGUCUAGCAGAACACCAGUCUUUUCCUUUUUAGAUCUCACCUACUGGAAAAGACAGAAAGUAUGCUGUGGGAUUAUCUACAAAGGGCGUUUUGGGGAAGUUCUAAUAGACACACAUCUAUUCAAGCCCUGUUGUGGAAAUAAAAAGGCAGCUGCAGAACAACCAGAGGAGCAGAGACCAGAAUCUCUGCCUGUCUCUAAUCAGGAGGAAUGGUGACUUUAAUGUUUCUCAAGAAGGGGGACUGAGAAUUAGUAUAGGAAAGGCAACAAAAUGACCCUCUUUAUUUCACUUGGACACUUACUAUCCUGCCAAAAGACAAUUUCUAGAAUGGUUUUAAAGUGGGUUUUUUUUUUAAUUUGUUUUCAUUUUUUUCUCCACUUAAACUCUGAAGCCAGUGUCUAUCUUACUAAAAAAAAGAUUGUACAUAAUAUUUAAGAUGCUACGUAUUUGAUAGGAAAGCUGAAUGCUGCUGUAAAAUGCUCUUUGGGUUGUUAACUGUUUUUUAAUCCCUUCUUAAUAAAUGAACAUUGAGGGGGAUAUAGAGAGCAGAAAUGGGAUUUUUGUAUAAACAAUAUGUAGUUUAGUCUUUCUCUAUUGAAAAACAGUGAUUAGGCAUUUUAAGUGAGUGAUAAACUUUGUUUUCCUUUGUGAAAACAAAUCUGACAGAUUAGUAAAAAGACUUAAAUACCAGAGAGGCAUUUGAAAACAAUUCUGAAACACGAAAGUCUUGCAAAGGUUGUGAUGAUUUAAACCUAUACUACUGAGUAAUUAAGCAGGACAAACUGUACCUUCUAGUGCAGAUAACUUGGAGGAGUUAGCAUUCCUUAAAUUUAAGACAAAGAGAAACCUGUUUAUUUGUAUUGCUUCCUCCCUCUUGUAGUAGUAUAAGAAAAUAGUAAUUUAUAGGAAUUGGGGAACAAAAAACCACAGGUCCUCCUGGAGAUGUAUCAAGUCUUGGGAAGAAUGACUAGGGCUUAAUCUUCCUGUAUCUAAGUAUGGAAGCAUCACUGCAUGGGUAGAGAAUACACUGUAUAUACUGAUUGUUAAAAGUAAUAGUCCAUCUUAAUGAAACAAUUAUGCAUAUCUGCAGGAUUGUGCAAAACAUAAGGGUUAAUGCUUCUGGGCACAUUUCCUAGGGAAUUUCACAUCUGUAAAUAAUUGACCUUUUUCUUCUAUAUUAUAUAUAACUCUUGUCUAUAGGUUGCUUAGUGACUACAUCAAAGACCUGCAUGAUUCAGUUUUAGCUCUGGAUUAUUUCAGUUGACCUUUGUGAAGGUUUCACCUCCAUAGGUGGGCAUUUAACUUGUUUUAACCUCUUGGGAUAUAUUGCAGUGCACUGCUACAAAUUUUGUCUUUUUUUUUUUUUUUAAUGUUUAAUAUUGACUUCCACUAGGAAGGAAAAGGUGUUGGGAAAUAGAAUGGGUUUGUAUUUUAUUUCUAAUUCAAGCUUUCCAAACAUUGCAAUGUUAAGGAUAAAAUAAAUGCUGCAACAUGAUAUUCUUCAGUUCUAAAAUGGUUUCAAGAAAAACAUUUCCUGUUUGAAUCCACUGCAUGUUCAUCACACUGACAAAAACCUCUUUAUGAGAAUGUUCUAAAUUUUGAGAGUAAAUUCAACAUGUUCUACCAAAUCUGUGCAGAAAGUGAAAAUAAGAGGAGUGUUUUGUUUAUCUUGUACCAUGAUGUGGUGCUUCCUUAAAGACUGGAUUUUGUACGUUUGAUAGUAUAAACAAUAUAAGAAUGAGGAGUGAGCCAUUUUUAUGGGCCCCCUAUAGUUUUUUAGAUUUCCACCAUUAGUUAAUACACUCCUCCUUUUGGAGAAAAGUAUACCUAUUUCAUACUCUCCAUGCACAUUACUGUAUGAUAAAAUGGCUAGAUUAUCUGUAUGGAGCUACAGUAUUUGAAGUGCAUGCAUGAGUCCUAGCCAUUGACAUUUUCUUCCUGAGUUCUUUUGAAAUGGUUUUUUUUUGUACAUUUUUAAUGACUGCAGUAUGGUAGAAUAUACUAUAAUAUAGAUCAUCUCUACUUCUGUAUUUAUUUAUUUAUUGCUGAACCUCAUCCACAGUCAUCUUCACCCUCCUCCAUCUGUUCCUUUGCCUGUAGGAUAUAAUGUAUGUAGUCAUGCACUUUGUAUUAAUGUAUUAGAAACCUUCCAAUCUGUUUUGUACUUUUUAUACUGUUCAUAUACUUAUAAUCAAAACUUUUCCUAGGAUGUUGAAUAAAUUUAGUCUUAUUUAGAAAA
This is a messenger RNA of Sarcophilus harrisii (Tasmanian devil), 3589 nucleotides long. RefSeq names its product SIN3-HDAC complex associated factor (gene SINHCAF). Gene Ontology annotation, biological process: negative regulation of cell migration. The transcript is spliced from 6 exons. The coding region runs from base 898 to 1566 and encodes 222 amino acids. NCBI's taxonomy places the organism in Eukaryota, Metazoa, Chordata, Mammalia, Dasyuromorphia, Dasyuridae. The record is from RefSeq and is a predicted model, not a curated record.